AUGCAUGAGGACAUCACCACCGUAUAUAUGGUGGAGUCUGGACUCCGGACAUAUCUCUCUGAGGGGUCCGAUGAUGUUAGCGACCUAGAAGGUCUUUGGACUUGGCUGGAGGGUGACUUGAUGCCCAACUUAUUUCUGCAGUCUGACACACUUGGUGUACCGUACCAGAAUAAAUCCAUGUGGAGCCGAGUCCUGACCUACAAUCAGGUGGUAGGCCCCGUGGUACUGGAACAGCAGCGGAGUCAAAAGUCCCUCUGCGAAGAUGGUGACGGAGUCUCUGGUGACAUGUACUGCUACAGUCAGAGAUCGAGCUCGCGCGACUCCUUUGGUUCCAAUCAGGUGCUUCCGAUUGCAACACCAGCGGUGGCUGACUAUGCUGGAGGAACUGCGACGUUGGCAGAGAGAAGAGCCUACUAUGACUCUGCGUUCACCGUCGCAUCAUCCUCAAGAAGGCUUGCCACCGACACUCGGCCAGAGUUCGACUUUCUGCUGCCGCGGAGUUUCCCAAAGGAUACUUUCCAGGUUGCCAUCUACCCGAAUACGCCGUUUGCACUCGUUUCAGAGCAUCUCGCCUACAUCAAAAACCGUGAAUGGCUGGAUGUGCGAACAAAGCUGCUGAAAAUCAAUGCCAUCCUGGUGAAUGCUGAAGUUGGACGGCCCCGAUUGCAGAAGUUCUCCAUUGAGUUGGCUUUAAGCCGCGGGGGAGGCUUCUUCAAGCAGGUCCGGGUGAAUACGCUCUUCCUCGAGACUUUCCCUGGCGUUGCGAGCAUCGUGAUGGACAUUCUGUUCACUGUGUUCCUGGCGGGCUUCUUUCUGUCUGAGUGCUACCAACUGGGAAAAGCCAUCGCCAGGCGCCAGGGAUGGAAGCACAUCAAGAAAGGCUGGACCCUGCUGCAAUGGCUCACCAUUUUCGGUGGUGCCGCGGUGCUCAUGGGCUACGGGUACGAGAUGUUCCAACGUGAAGGUGUUCUAUCAGCAUACAAGACAGCUGUCGCGCUUGGACAGGAGGACAUGCCUGCAGACACGAGCACCAACGGCGUUGCGUUGCUCGACGAGGUUGAAGAGAUGAGUUGGUUUGUGGUCAACUUCCGUGUUGUCACCGGACUGUACUGCUUGCUUCUCAUGGUGCGCUUCUUUACAGCCUUUGGAGCCCAGCCGCGACUGGCGGUGGUGACCAAAACUCUGGAGGUCAGUGCUUUCGACAUUGUGCACUUCCUAGUAGUUCUGGCCCCAACUUGGCUGGCCUACGCCUUGGCAGGGUGCUUCAUCUUCGGCAGGAGGAUGGAGGAGUUUGCGACGCUGGACGCUUCGAUUGGUUACUGCUUCAAGCUCAUGAUUGAAGGGGAGUACGACUGGCCAUACUAUUCGGAGGAGAAUUACUUCACGACCAUGUUCUGGGUGUGGACGUUCAUGGUCUUGCUGAAUGUGGUCAUGUUAAACCUAGUGCUGGCCAUCAUCUUGGAUGUCUACGGCUCCAUCCGGAGGGAGACCGGCAAAAGUGAGACAGCGUGGCUCACGCUUUGGCGAAUGUUUCUGCAGCUCUGGUACCGGCGAGUGUGGGUGAAGAGCGCCACACUCCUGGAGGCUUUAGAAGAGCUGCCAGAUGAGAUUCGACGUGAGGAUCUGGAGGAGAAGUUCCCAUCGAUGUGCAACGAGCAGCUCAAGGUCUUGUUCCAGGAGUGUCAUUUCCAGGUCGCCAUGGAUGAUCAAGCAGCCGCAGAGAGCAAGCGGUGCAUGAAAAUGGCCUUGUCCUGCAAAUUGGCACUAGAUCAGGUGGCAGAGACAGUCAAAGCACUGCACAGUGGGACAAUUGAAACCGGUGGGCAAGCAGGCGAGGCCUCAAACUGGGUUCAGAAAGUCGCUGAUGAAAUGGCAGAGCAAAAUCACUACAUGGCGACUCUCCGAAAAAGGCUGGAAACAGUUCAGAAGCAGUGGGAGGCGAUCAAGCAGAAAGAGGCUGAAGCAGAGGCCGAGGCGCAGGACUGA
This is a messenger RNA of Symbiodinium natans, 1986 nucleotides long. The record is from the annotation of a GenBank genome assembly. NCBI's taxonomy places the organism in Eukaryota, Dinophyceae, Suessiales, Symbiodiniaceae.